Messenger RNA from Mangifera indica (mango), 2717 nucleotides. RefSeq names its product ATP-dependent zinc metalloprotease FTSH 10, mitochondrial-like. Gene Ontology annotation, biological process: mitochondrial protein processing; protein-containing complex assembly. Bases 150 to 2582 code for a protein of 810 amino acids. Gene Ontology annotation, cellular component: m-AAA complex; chloroplast thylakoid membrane. Lineage: Eukaryota; Viridiplantae; Streptophyta; Magnoliopsida; Sapindales; Anacardiaceae. Gene Ontology annotation, molecular function: ATP-dependent peptidase activity; ATP hydrolysis activity; ATP binding. The transcript is spliced from 8 exons. The record is from RefSeq and is a predicted model, not a curated record.
CUGCCAAGUUAAGUUAUUCUUAGAUACGAUUACUAUUAUCCCGCGUCCAAACACUACCUGCUUUGGUUGAUCGUCAUCGGACAAAAUAAAAAAAAAACUCUGCAGAUUCUCUAAACUAAAAACCCUAUCUUCAAGUACUCGUAUUAAUAAUGAUUUUUUCCAAGCUCAGCCGUGCCUUCACGCGAUCAUCUCGUUCUAGUAAUUUUCUGUACGGUACUGGUGGAAGGAGAUCGCUGAUUGAGUGUGACGGGAUUCUACGGGUGCCACGUGUUGCGGAUGGAGUGGAUGGAAGAUUAGAAUUUUGGAGGGGAUAUUUAGCCGCAAUAGGAGGUCGAAAGGAGUCGUAUUUGUCAGAUUUGAAUCAUGCUCUUUCUAGACCUGGAAUCCCCAGGUUUUUCUCCAGUGAAGCGCCGAAGAAUAAGAAAAAUUAUGAGAAUUUCUACCCAAAGGAGAAGAAGGAAAUACCAAAAGGAAAUGAACAGAAAUCCGAGUCCAAAGAAGAUUCAAAUACAGAUGAUCAUGGAAAUUUUCAAGAAACUUUCAUGAAGCAGUUUCAAAAUUUGAUCACUCCUUUACUGAUGAUUGCGCUAUUCCUUUCUUCCUUUUCUUUUGGUCCCCAGGAACAGCAGCAGAUUAGUUUCCAGGAGUUCAAAAACAAACUUUUGGAACCAGGUUUAGUGGACCAUAUAGUUGUUUCUAACAAAUCAGUUGCAAAGGUAUAUGUGAGGAGCUCCCCACACAAUCAAACUAGUGUAGAUGAUUUCCAAGGUCCUGUCAGUGGUGCUACUGCUAAAGGACAUGGUGGUCAGUAUAAAUACUACUUCAAUAUUGGCAGUGUUGAGUCUUUUGAGGAGAAGCUAGAAGAAGCCCAGGAAGCACUGGGGAUAGACCCUCAUGAUUAUGUACCUGUUACUUAUGUCUCUGAAAUGGUUUGGUACCAAGAAUUGCUGCGGUUUGCACCAACACUCUUGCUUUUGGGAACUCUCAUGUUCAUGGGGCGAAGAAUGCAAAGUGGAUUUGGUGUUGGUGGUGGUGGUGGAAGGGGGGCCCGUGGAAUAUUUAACAUAGGGAAAGCCCAUGUAACAAAAGUAGAUAAAAAUUCCAAGAAUAAGGUCUAUUUCAAAGAUGUUGCUGGCUGUGAUGAGGCAAAGCAAGAAAUCAUGGAGUUCGUGCACUUCCUUAAGAACCCCAAGAAGUAUGAGGAACUUGGAGCAAAAAUUCCAAAAGGUGCACUUUUGGUAGGCCCUCCGGGGACAGGUAAAACCCUUCUUGCAAAAGCAACUGCAGGGGAGUCUGGUGUGCCUUUUCUGUCAAUAUCUGGUUCAGAUUUCAUGGAGAUGUUUGUUGGUGUUGGACCAUCUAGGGUUAGAAACUUGUUUCAAGAAGCAAGGCAGUGUGCUCCUAGUAUAAUUUUUAUUGAUGAGAUUGAUGCUAUUGGUCGAGCAAGGGGGCGUGGAGGCUUCUCAGGUUCCAAUGAUGAGCGUGAAAGCACUCUCAAUCAGUUGCUGGUAGAGAUGGAUGGCUUUGGGACUACUUCUGGAGUUGUUGUCAUUGCCGGCACUAACAGGCCUGAUAUUUUAGACAAAGCUCUAUUGAGGCCUGGUCGUUUUGAUCGCCAAAUUUCCAUUGAUAAACCUGAUAUCAAAGGCCGUGAGCAGAUAUUUCAGAUUUACUUGAAAAAGAUCAAACUUGAUCGUGAGCCAUCGUAUUACUCUCAAAGACUUGCUGCACUUACUCCUGGAUUCGCUGGAGCCGACAUUGCAAAUGUUUGUAAUGAAGCUGCAUUGAUUGCUGCAAGGGGUGAAAGUGCACAGGUCACAAUGGAUCAUUUUGAGGCUGCUAUAGAUAGGGUCAUUGGUGGUCUUGAGAAGAAAAAUAAGGUGAUAAGCAGGCAGGAACGCCGGACUGUUGCUUUCCAUGAAUCAGGCCAUGCUGUUGCUGGCUGGUUCUUGGAACAUGCAGAACCUUUGUUGAAAGUGACAAUUGUUCCUCGUGGUACGGCAGCACUUGGAUUUGCCCAGUAUGUUCCAAAUGAAAACCUUCUUCUGACAAAGGAGCAGCUUUUUGAUAUGACUUGCAUGACACUAGGUGGUCGAGCAGCUGAAGAGGUUUUGUUGGGGAAAAUCUCAACUGGAGCACAGAAUGACUUGGAGAAGGUGACAAAAAUGACAUAUGCCCAAGUUGCAGUGUAUGGCUUUAGUGAUAAGGUGGGUCUUCUCUCUUUCCCACAGAGGGAAGACACAUUUGAGAUGUCAAAGCCCUACAGCAGCAAGACUGGGGCAAUUAUAGACGGUGAAGUGCGAGAAUGGGUGGGCAAGGCAUAUACACGAACGGUUGAAGUUAUAACAGAACACAAGGAGCAAGUGGCGCAGAUUGCUGAGUUAUUACUGGAAAAGGAAGUUCUCCACCAAGAUGAUUUGGUUAGAGUUCUGGGUGAGCGGCCAUUCAAAUCCAGUGAGCUGACAAAUUAUGAUAGAUUCAAGCUAGGUUUUCAAGAGGAAGAGCAGAGUUCACAGGCACCAGAGAGUGGAGGUGUGGAGGAUGGAGCUGCACCUCUGGAGCCUCAGGUUUCCCCAGCAUAGAAACUGGGGGGUAUAUUUGUAUUCUACUUAACCCUUUGGUGAAUUUUUAACUCAUGUAAUUUUUAUUCAUGAAUAUAGUGUUUAUUUUCCUGGAGAAGAUUUUUUGACAAAUAAAUUCAAAUGUUUUGGUGGGCA